This is a messenger RNA of Magallana angulata, 3743 nucleotides long. Its product is annotated as purine nucleoside phosphorylase-like. Gene Ontology annotation, cellular component: cytoplasm. The coding region runs from base 105 to 1061 and encodes 318 amino acids. Gene Ontology annotation, biological process: nucleoside metabolic process. Gene Ontology annotation, molecular function: purine-nucleoside phosphorylase activity. The transcript is spliced from 6 exons. The record is from RefSeq and is a predicted model, not a curated record. NCBI's taxonomy places the organism in Eukaryota, Metazoa, Mollusca, Bivalvia, Ostreida, Ostreidae.
CUGUUUAAAAUAUAAGUAACCCGAUUGUAUUCAUCCGCCUCGUUAUCGAAAAUAUUUAAGAGCUGCACGUGUAGUUUCUGCAACAUACACCUGACAACGACAAGAUGAGUAAGAUAGAGGAAAGAUUAAAUGGGAUUUCAGCUAUUACGCAGCUCAAUGGCGAUAUGACAACCAAGCAACUGGAGAUUAAUAGAGUAGAUACACCAAAUAGCAAUCAAGGAUCAUUCGAGGAAAUCGAAACAUUGGCCAAGCUGAUCAGCGGCAAGAUCAAGCAUGCUCCCAAAGUUGGAAUCGUGUGUGGGUCGGGGCUUGGCGGACUCGUGGAGAUGGUGGAGGACAAACAUAUCAUCAAAUACUCCGAACUGGACGGGUUUCCUGUCAGCACUGUGCCCGGUCAUCUCGGGCAGUUUGUCUUUGGAAUGUUGAAUAAUGUCCCAGUCAUGUUGAUGCAGGGAAGGGUCCAUGCGUAUGAAGGGUAUCCUCUUCAUCGAGUUGUCUUGCCAGUCAGAGUUAUGUGGAAGAUGGGAGUCAAGAACCUGAUUCUAACCAACGCGGCAGGAGGAAUCAACUCCAAAUACAAAGUUGGUGAUGUCAUGAUAGUAAAGGAUCACAUCAAUCUACCUGGAUUUUGUGGAAUCAAUCCCCUGAUGGGAAUCAACGACGACAGAAUUGGACCAAGAUUUCCACCAAUGUCAGAUGCGUACUGUAAAAGGUAUAGGGACAUUGCCAAAGGAACGGCCAAGGAACUUGGAUUCACCGACUUUGUUCAAGAAGGAGUUUUAAGCUUUUUGACGGGUCCGUCUUUUGAAACAGUCACGGAAUGUCGGCUACUAAAACUGAUUGGAGCUGAUGCUACAGGAAUGAGUGUCAUUCCUGAGGCCAUUGUUGCCCGCCAUUGUGGAAUGGAAGUGCUAGCAAUGUCCCUGAUUACAAACUGUUGUGUGAUGGAGUUUGACUCGGAUCUGACAGCCAAUCACGAGGAAGUAUUGGAGACUGGAAAAACCCGAUCCAAGGACAUGCAAAAACUAAUCUCAAAGAUUGUAGAGAAAAUUGCUUCAUAAUCCAUGUUUGUUUUUCAACACAUCGCAGGAAUCGAAACUUGUCACUUGUUAUUUUCUAGAAGAUUUGAUAAAAGAUACAUUUUAAUCCAUAUUUCUCAGAAUCUGCACUCUUGUCAGGCAGAUUGUGACGUCAGAAAUGAUGCUAAUUCUUGCAAUCCAUAAACGUACAUUUUGAUAUUGGGAACAUAGAGCGCAUUUAUUAACAAAAGAAAUAUUUUUGCAUGUAAUUAGUUGAAUAGAUACAUAAUUGAAGAUGAAUUUUUGCUAUCAAUGUUUACUUUUGGAGGAAAAGGUGUUUGAAUUAUUGAAUUUUUUAAAAAUUUAGAUUAAAACUAGAAAAUUAGAAACUAUAUUUCUUUUAGAUUUAUCUUUAGAUUUAUACAAAGUAAAUCUUUACAUUAUGUAACAUUGAUUACGUUUUUAUAGGGCUCAUUUAAGGCCUUUAUGAUAUAUGUUUAUUUUAUGCUUAUUUUGAAUGACUAGUAUGGUGGAUACAUAUUGUGUUAAUUAUUAAUUCAGACAGACCCCUGCGUCAGCUAUGCAAACAGUAUCUUCAGCUCACAAUAUAUUUCCUAAGUCUACAGUAUACGUGAAACUAUUUUUUUUAAUAAAGAUUUUGAUAUUUUAAGUAAAUGUAAGCGCAUAACACGUAUUGGGGAGUUUCCACACAGGACCUGAUUAUCCAAUGAUUAAGGAUUGAUGCAUUUGUUUUUAGUUUAUAUUAUUCUCUACACAGUGGUUUUGUAAUGUACUAGUUAUUAAUUGUACCUGUAUAUGAAUAUAAGUAUCAUUGAUUGAUACUAGGCGAUCUCUUUUACUUCACAAUAUAUUUUAGUACUGUAUAUUGUUAUAAUUAGACAGGCAGACUGGUUGUAGAACUAUUAGCUCACCCGUGACCGCUAUUAGCUCACCCGUGACCGUUGUGUUCUUUGCUUUUUGCAGGUUUUAUAUUUUCUUUUUAAAUUACAUAUCUUAUUGGCUGAUUAAAACAAUCAAAUUCAUACUAAGGUCAAUCUUGUAUAUAAGGACUUGCCACUGCCAAUGCAUUUUUGGUCCUCAGUUGCCAUCUCAUUUUUACAAUGAAAGGCUGACAUUGAUCCCAUAUAUUUUACUACUUUUGAAUUAUGUAUCCGUUUUCUAGGCUUUGGGACAAAUAUUUAAAUGUGUCUUUUAUCAUUAACAUCUCAUCUAUGAAAUGAUAACAAAAUUACAACAAAGAUCUACACACCUCUUUAAAUGAAAGGACUGUGUGUGGUAUGGUCAAAUAUCUGCCCCGAUUUCAACCAAGUUUUAAAUAGUAUCGUAUAAAAACCAAAUCUUCAUAAAGUAUUGUACAGAAGAUGCCUAUCACUUUAAUCUUGAUUUUAUUUAUCAUUGCUCAUUCGCUGUUUAUCUAUGACGUCACCUAAAUAACCUAAUUCCCGCAAAUGAAAAUAUUCUCAUUUUUGCUUUAUAGUUUUCAUUCGGUAAUAUAGAGCACAGGUCUGCUCAAGUACGAUUUUAACAUAUGUUUUUCUUCAGAUAGUUGUACACAUUAUACUAAAAUUUGCUACUUGAGCAAGCCUGCGUUCGAUGUUUCCUAGUCGAAAAACCAUCGGAAAACACCCAUAUUUUGCUUCAAAACAUCAAUUUAUCAAAUAAAGGCAAUCUUCAUGACGUCAUUUCUACAUUAUGACGUCACUGUGGUGAUAACCUUUAACACCAUUAUUUUCAAUAUGAUUUUAACUAUGUUUCACCUUGUUUUUAAAGCUUUUUAUAAAACUUUGAUUUUGGGGGCAAAAAAUGCAUAAUACUGAAUGUAGUCCUUUUUGGUUUGACUUUUUAUAUCGUGUUUUGUUGUAUACGAAUGGUUUAGGAAUUAAUUUAGAAGCGCACCAUUCUUAUGAUAGAUAGCAAUACAGGUUAAUGUUAUUUCAAAUUCCAUUGUUACUCGAGUAUUUGGUGACUCUUUAAUACAUUUUGUUUGUGAUGCAUCGGAUAUUUAGAAUACAUCGAUAUCUCAGGUGAUGCGAUUUAAAAAUGUGGUUUUGGGUUACACUCAGGUGCUCCAGUACCUUUCAUAUUCUUCACUGAUCAGAUAGAGAUGCAUUUAUAUUCAAGAACAUUCUCACACAAACACCAUUCAUUGUUUUCACCAACAGUAACCUUAUCUAUUUAAAUAAUUAAUCCAAUUUACUUAAUCUUUGUCAUUGAAUUUAGUACUGUCCGUAACCCUGAACGUGUAUUUCAUACAAUACUAUGUAUACUAAGCUUAUAUUCAGGUAUUCGUAUUCCUUUUGUAUAAUAGGAUUACUUAGUAAUAUAUGUAUAAUAAUUAUCUCACACAGAUAGUAGUAUUUGUAUUCUUGUAAUUCUAAUGCUUAUAGGAAUAUGUCAACAUAGACACUGGUUUUCUUAUUCUAAUUUUUUGUAUUUGGAAAACUUACAACAAUAUGUAAACUAAGACUGCUGGUUUUCUAUUUCUUAAUGAGAAAAAUGCAUUGAACUAAGUUGGAUUGAGGUGAUAUAUAAAAGUUUGAGUAAAUUACAUGAUUUGCACAUUGUUCUUUGUAAUCAAUUUAAUCAAGUUUAUCUGUUUAUUGUACUCUUUACGCAUAUGUUUAAACUUUUAAGAUCUUUUUGUUGUGGUAUAUUUUUGUAUACCAGUGUUCUCAUUUGUAAAAAUAAAAUUAUUCAAAACCA